This is a messenger RNA of Strongyloides ratti, 6801 nucleotides long. RefSeq names its product Carboxylesterase, type B domain-containing protein. Bases 1 to 6801 code for a protein of 2266 amino acids. The transcript has 8 exons. The record is from RefSeq and is a predicted model, not a curated record. NCBI's taxonomy places the organism in Eukaryota, Metazoa, Nematoda, Chromadorea, Rhabditida, Strongyloididae.
AUGAUAAUAAUUAUUAUUAGUAGUGGAAAAUGUUAUGAUCUUUUAAAAAUUAGAAAUACAAGUUAUGGAUAUGUUAAUGGAAUCAAGUUAGAUACUAUAGGUAAUGACAAAAAAUAUGCUUUUUAUGGUAUACCAUAUGGUAUUAUAACAAAUAAAAGAUUUGAUGCUUCUGUACCUCCAAAAAAAUGGAAUAUAAUAAAAAAUGUAACUUCAUAUGGUGAUUCUUGUUUAUUGAAAAAUGAAGAAAGUAAUAUUAAUGCAAAUAAUAUAACUGAAGAAUGUUUGGAUCUUAAUAUUAUCACAACAAGGUAUUGUUUAUUAUAUGGUAAUUGUCCUGUUCUUCUACUUAUUUCUGGAAACGAUUAUAAAUUUAGAAAAAAAAAUAUAACAAAUACAAAUGAUAUAUUAGAAGUUUUAAUUUAUCAAGAUAACGAAAAUAUAGUUGUUGUUGAAGGCAACCAUAGAUCAGGAAUAAUUGGAAAUUUAGAGUUAAAUGGAAAUUUUUAUAAUUUAUCAAUGAAUACAAAUGUUGGUUUACAAGAUAUAUAUGAUAUUCUUAAAUGGAUACAAAAUGAAAUAACCUCAUUUGGUGGUAAUCCAGGAGAUGUAACAUUAAUGGGAUUUGGUGAUGGAGCAAUAGAUGGAAGUAUAUUAUUAUAUUCCAAUAAUGAUAAAAUAUUAUUUGAUAAAUUAAUUUCAAUUCCAAUGUCAGAUGAAUAUAAAUGGAAUAAAAAAAAUAAUAAUGAAAAUAUUAGUAGAAGUGUUGCCACUGAAGUUGGAUGUGCUGACAUAAAUACAAAUUGGAAUUCAUAUAAUCAGGUAGAAAUAGUUCUUCAAUGUAUGAAGUCUAUCGAUAUAAUAAAAUUAAUUCAAAGUGAAAAAAAACUUGAAGAUGCUGGAUAUGAAAAAGCUUUACCAUUUAUAGAUUUUGGAAAUAAUUCUUUUUUCCAGUAUUCUCAUAAUGAUACAAUUGUUAAAAAAAAAGAAGUUCCAGUUCUUAUGAUUGGUUAUGUGGCAAAUAAUAAAACUAAAGAUAUCCCAUCUUUUUGCCAAUUUUAUAUUAGCUAUUUUGAUUUUAACAAUAAUUCUUUGAUAGAAUCUUUUAAUAUAUCAAUAAAAGAUCUUGAUAAAAAAAUGGUUUGGAAGGAUGAAAAUUUUGGAUUAUUUUCAUUAGGAAAAAAUGAAUGUUUAAAAAAUUUUAAUUCUACAAAAGGAUCAUUUAUUUACCAUUACAAUUUCUUAACUUUAAAUCCUUCUCUUUUUAAUUCAUCAUGUUUUGGAAAUGAGUCAGCUUAUAACAUGGAAAGCAUUUUUUCCAUGGAAAGAAAUUUAAGCAUUGGGGCAUCUAGUGUUAUUUUUAAUACCUUCCAAAGUGGUUUAGUAAACUUUAUAAAAAGUGGUUCAUUACAACCUAUAGAAGAAAAUAUCUAUGAUAAUAAUUUUAUUAUUCCAACAGAAAAUAUAAUUAUUGAAAUUAUGGAUCAUGGUUUAAAAAUACAUCUAUUAACAGAGAGAAAUAAACUUGAUGAUUAUUGGAAAACAUUCUUAAGUACAAAUAUGAUUAAUAAUACUUAUCCAACAUCAAAUCAAGAUGAAAUAAUGAAAAGAUUAGUAAGUAUAACAGUUUUAAUACCUCCAAAAGAUAAACUUUUAAUUAGAGAAAUAAGUAAUGGAAAAUUAAGAGGAAUUAAAGUAUACUCUUCUGAUAACAAAAUUUAUGGUUAUGCUUAUAGAGGUAUACCAUAUGGCUUACCUCCUGUUGGUUCUUUACGUUUUAAAGCACCUUUAGAAGCAGAAAAGUGGAAAGGUAUUAAAAAUUGUACAUCAUUAAGUAAAAUGUGUCCUUACUCAAGUCAUUUUAUGAAAACUAGUUAUAAUCCAAAAGAUAUGUCUGAAGAUUGUUUAUAUCUUAAUGUAUAUACUAGUAAAAAAUGUUUAAAAGAUGGUAAAUGUCCUGUAGUAUUAUAUAUAUAUGGUGGAAAAUUUGUUACUGGUAGUUCAAGAAACUUUAAAGAAUCAACCUUAAUUGAAAAUUUUGCCAAUGAUGAAAGAAAUAUCAUUUUUGUUAAUUUUAAUUUUCGUAGUGGUAUAUUAGGAUUUUUGGCUUUAAAUCAAAAAUUAAAUUUACCAAUGAAUAGUAAUGUUGCUUUACAUGAUAUUAUAGCUGUAUUGAAAUGGAUUCAAAAAAAUAUCAAAUAUUUUGGUGGUAAUAAAAAACAAGUAACUUUAGCAGGAGGUUCUUCUGGUGGUGUUAUAGCAAGUUACCUUUAUGCAUCUCCAUUGACUUAUGGAUUAAUACAUAAAGUUAUUAUUAUGUCUGGUCCACAUAAUCAUGUUUUUUUUAGAAAUGCUAACGAAUUUUAUGGAAGGCAAACAGCUAUAAUAGCUGGUUGUGCGACUAUUUACACUAAUUGGGAAUCUAUUGAUGAAAUUGAAAAAACUUUGGAUUGUUUGAGAAAUUUAAAUUUAUAUAAACUUAGUGAUAGUGAAAGAAGAGUUCAAUAUAAUUGCUGGCAAUAUAUGGGACCAUCAACAGAUUAUGGACCAAAUUCAGUAAUGCAAUAUGAUUGGGAAACAUUAUCAAUACGUAAACCUGGUAUUCCCAUACUUAUUUCAAGUUGUACACAUGAGCUACAAGCUGGAAUGUUUCUACUUAAUCCAAAUGGAACUGUUAAUAUAGAUAAAUUAAGAAUGUAUUGCAAAACAUUUUUCAUGUUUUUUAAAUUUGAAAAUCCACAAAAAUUUGUUGAAGAAUGUGUUGAAGAAUAUAAAAAUAAUAGAGAAAGAACAAUAGAUAUAAUAGAUGAUGAGACUAUAUUUACAUCAAAUGUUAUCUUAUCAAGAGAUGCAAUAAAAAGAGGAAGUGAUGUAUUUUUAUACCAAUAUUCAUUUAAAAAUGAAGGUGAAGCAAUAACAAAACAAAAUUUUUUAGUAACACCAAACCAUGUAUCUGGAUUAAUCUAUUUAAUAGGUUUAUAUAAAAAUAAAUUUACUGAAAGAGAUUACAAGAUUCAAAAAUUUUAUUCAAGAAUAUUUACAAAUUUUAUAAAAUAUUCCAAUCCAAGUGAUGAUGAAAUUAAAUUUGAAAAAUAUGAUCCAGAAAAACGUAAUUAUUUUAAUAUUGAUUUUGACGAUAAAGGUAAUUCUUUAAGUUCAAUGAAAAAUAAAUACAAAGAGGAGGCUAUCAAUUUUUGGUUUAAGAAGCUACCAAAUAAAGUUGGUCAUUUUGUUCGAAGAAGAUCGGAAGAUGAAAUGGUAAAACUUUUACCAGUAUUAAAUGAAAUGGAUCAACAAUAUAAAUUUUUAAUAAGAGAAAUAAGUAAUGGAAAACUAAGAGGAAUGAAAGUACACUCUCAUGAUAAAAAAAUUUAUGGUUAUGCUUAUAGAGGUAUACCAUAUGGCUUACCUCCUGUUGGUUCUUUACGGUUUAAAGCACCUUUAGAAGCAGGAAAGUGGAAAGGUAUUAAAAAUUGUACAACACAUAAUAAAUGGUGCCCCUACUCUAGUCAUUUUAUGAAAACUAACUAUACUUCAAAAUUUAUGUCUGAAGAUUGUUUAUAUCUUAAUGUAUAUACUAGUAAAAAAUGUUUAAAAGAUGGUAAAUGUCCUGUAGUAUUAUAUAUAUAUGGUGGAAAAUAUGUUACUGGUAGUGCAGAAAAGCUUACUGAAUCAACUUUAAUCGAAAAUUUUGCCAAUGAUGAAAGAAAUAUCAUUUUUGUAAAUUUUAAUUUUCGUAGUGGUAUAUUAGGAUUUUUGGCUUUAAAUCAAAAAUUAAAUUUACCAAUGAAUAGUAAUGUUGCUUUACAUGAUAUUAUAGCUGUAUUGAAAUGGAUUCAAAAAAAUAUCAAAUAUUUUGGUGGUAAUAAAAAACAAGUAACUUUGAUGGGACAUUCUUCUGGUGCUGUUUUAGCAAGUUACCUUUAUGCAUCUCCAUUGACUUAUGGAUUAAUACACAAAGCUGUUUUUUUGUCUGGUGCACAUGUUCAAGCUUAUUACAAAGACGCCAACGAAUUUUAUGGAAGGCAAACAGCUAUAAUAGCUGGUUGUGCAACUGUUUACACUAAUUGGGAAUCUAAAGAUGAAGUUGAAAAAAUUGUAGAAUGCUUGAGAAAUUUAGAUUUAGCUAAACUUAGUGAUAGUGAAAGAAGAGUUCAAUAUAAUUGCUGGCAAAUGAUGGGACCACCAGUAGAUUAUGGACCAAAUUCAGUAAUGCAACAUGAUUGGAAAACAUUAUCAAAAAACAAACCUGAUAUUCCAGUUCUUAUAGGCGGUAGUAUGAAUGAAUUAGAAAGUGGAAUGUAUUUAAUUCAUCCAAAUGAUACUGUUAAUGUAGAUAAAUUAAGAAUGUAUUGUCAAACAUUUUUCAUGUUUUUUAAAAUUGAAAAUCAACAAAAAUUUAUUGAAGAAUGUGUUGAAGAAUAUAAAAAUGAUAGAGAAAGAACAAUAAAUAUAAUGGAUGAACAAAGUGUAUAUACAACAAAUGUUAUCUUAGCAAAAGAAGCAGAAAAAAGUGGAAGUAAUGUAUAUUUAUAUCAAUUUUCAUUUAAACAUGACGAUGAAGUAAUAUCCAAAAAUGUUUUCCCAUUAAAACCACACCAUAUAUCUGAAUUAGUUUAUUUAAUAGGUUUAUAUAAAAAUAAAUUUACUGAAAAAGAUUACAAGGUUCAAAAAUAUUAUUCAAGAAUGUUUACAAAUUUUAUAAAAUAUUCCAAUCCAAGUGAUGAUAAAAUUAAAUUUGAAAAAUACGAUCCAGAAAAAAAUAAUUAUUUUAAUAUUGAUUUUGAUGAUAAAGGCAAUUCAUUGUGUACAAUGAAAAAUGAAUAUAAAAAAAAGGCUAUAGAUUUUUGGUUUAAGAAGAUACCAAAUACUGUUGGUCAUUUUGCUCCUAGAACAUCAGAAGAUGAAAUGAUUAAACUUCAACCAAUAUUAAAUGAAUUGGAUAACCAAUUUAGAAAAACAAAUUAUGGUUUUGUUAAAGGAAAAAAAAUAACAACUUCCAUCAAUAUAACGGGAUAUGGUUUUUUUGGAAUUCCAUAUGCUUCACCACCAAUAGGUGAAUAUAGAUUUAAAGCAUCAUCUGAACCAAAAAAAUGGUUUGGAAUAAGAAAUAGUACAGAAUUUGGUAAAAAUUGUAUAUGGAAUUCAGCUAGAACAUCAAAAGUUCCAAAUAAAGAUAUAUUAUCUGAAGAUUGUUUAUUUAUUAAUAUUUUUUCUGGUCAAAAAUGUCUUGUCAAAGGUAAUUGUUCUGUUGUUUUAUAUAUACAAGGUGGAAAAUAUACAUAUGGUGAUUCUAGUAGUUUGAAUACAGAAAUGUUAAUUGAAAAUUUUGUUAGUAGAGAUAUUGUUGUUUGUACCAUAAAUUACAGACUAGGAUUUUUAGGAUUUGGUAUUUUAAAUUAUAAAUUUGAAAAUUUAUCUAUGAAUAGUAAUGUUGCUUUAUUUGAUGUCUUACAAAGUUUGAAGUGGAUUAACACUGAAAUUAAAUAUUUUGGUGGUAAUAACAAUGAUGUUACAGUAAUGGGACAUUCAUCCGGUGGUAUGAUCAGUAAUUUUCUUUUUUAUUCUAAAAGAAGUGAAAAAUUAAUUCAUAAACAUAUUAUUAUGUCUGGAUCCAUAAAAGAUGGGCAUUUUCAGAAUGGUAAUCAAAUGUAUAGUAGAAAAAUUGCUAUAAUUUGUGGUUGUGCAUAUAAUACCACAAACUGGGAUUCAUUAUCUGAUGUUGAAGAUGUCUUAAAGUGUCUUAGAAGUAUUGAUGCUCAGAAAAUUGUUGAUUCACAAAAAAAUGUUGAAGAAACUGGUGUUGAAAUUUUUGCUCCAACUUUCGAUAAAGGAAUAAAUUCUUUUCUUCUAUAUGAUUUUGACUAUCUUGUUAAAAGUAAACCAAAUAGAAAAUUAUUAAUUGGAAAUACAUAUUAUGAAUUUGUAGAAGGUGAAAAUUGUAUAAAACCUAAUAGUAAUAAUGCUAUAGAAAGUAAUGUAUUAAUUCUAUGUAAAAAACUUUGUUCAUUAUUUGAUUUUGUCAAUACUACUGUUGCUGUUGAGGAAUGUCUGAAGGAAUAUAAAGAAGGAUAUUUUAAGAUUCUUGAUAUGACAUCUGAUAUUGAAAUAUUUUUACCAAAUCUUAGACAAUGCUAUGAAAAUUAUAAUAAUGAUGUUGAUUCUUAUUUAUAUCAAUUUAAUUAUAGUGAUUUAAAAGAAACACUUGAUAUCAAUUUUAAAUGGCUUCCAGAACAUGCUAAUGAUAUUGUUUAUAUAACAGGACAACAUAGGAAAACAUUUAAAAAUGUUGAUCAUAUAAUACAAGAAAAAUAUUCAAGAAUAUUUGCUAAUUUUAUUAAAAAUUCAUCUCCAUCUGAUGAAGAAAUUAAAUUUGAUAAAUUUGAUCCAUUAAAAAAUAACUAUUAUGUUGUUGAUUUUGACAAAAAUGGAACUUUAACGGGUGGGAUGGUAAAUAACUAUCGAAUAGAUGCCGUUAAAUUUUGGAAUGAAAAAUUAGUUAAAGUUGUUGGACCAUAUAAAAGUGCAAUUGAUGAAAGUAAUUUUCUCAAUGUUUAUCCUGAUGCACUUAGUUUAAUUGCAAAUACAACUUUGAAAAAUUUUACCUAUCCCAAGUCUUAUUACAACAAUAAUAGUUUAAAAAAUAUUUCAAAAAAUAUGGGUGAUUUUAAAAAUUUACCAGAAAAUGCUACAGAUUCUACAUUUUCUAUAAUCAUAUUUUUGACAUUAUUUGCUGCAUUAACUUAUAUACUCGUUAAAAAUUGUAGAAGAAUGGAAUCAAAUUCUUAUCAUGUUUUUACAUAA